Molecule: messenger RNA, 3615 nt
Organism: Apis laboriosa (Himalayan honeybee)
Lineage: Eukaryota; Metazoa; Arthropoda; Insecta; Hymenoptera; Apidae
Exons: 5
Coding region: 844-2601 (585 amino acids)
Biological process (GO): mitochondrial protein catabolic process; mitophagy by internal vacuole formation
Cellular component (GO): mitochondrial outer membrane
Source: RefSeq, a predicted model, not a curated record
AUUGAGCAAUCGUGAUUAGAGAGAAGUAAUAUUGUGAUUCGCCUGAUUCGAGAUUUCUCGUGUUACGAGAAGGAAAUCUAGAAAAAGGAAAAGAAAAAAAAAGAAAGAAAAUAUCUCGAAUCGAUUCUUCUUCUGCCCGACGUAGAAGAAGAAGAAAGAACAUUUUCCAACCUAAUCCUCGGAUCGAGUAAUAUUAAUCUCACAAUAAUAUCGUAGAAAAUUGUCGAGUGGAGGAAGCUCGUGAACCGGAAAUUGUAAAAGAUAGGACGUGUCUGUCUUUGAAAAUCGUCGAAAAGGGAUCGAAGAAAGAGAGAGAGAGAGAGAGAGAGAGAGAGAGAGAAGUAGAGGGAAAAGGCUGAAUCGAAAUUAUUCGAUUGCUCGGAUCCGGCGAGGGGAGAAGUGGGUCGGUCAACCCCGAGGCUAUAGGCCAGCUCGAGUUUCGUACGGGAUGAUCGUACGAUCGGCCGUUAGAGAAAAUCGUGUUGUAGCGUAAGGAAGCAAGUUGGUGGUCCAAGGGUCACCGCUCAAAAUGACUCGUCCUUCUUUCGACUCUCGAUGAGCCUCUCGAACUGGGAAAUCCACCGGGAAGCGAAGCGGAGUGAAACUUACUUACCUUUCCAUAAAAGUUGAGGAUUUAAAAGGGGGAAAUGGAAAAUUCCCUCGAAUCGAGGAUACGUUGAAGUAUGUGAAACGAGAAGAAAGAUUGGAAACGAGAAAGGAGGAGACGAGGAUUGGAAAAGAGCGGAUUGUUUCUUCUACUUGGUUGGGGGGAUAAUAAGGGGGGAGCAAGAGAGUGGAGAGUGACAAGGGUGAAGUCAAAGGUAAAGGAAGAGGCAGGGAAUCAUGAGCAGGCGAACCAUGCCACCGAAUGGAUUGAAUUCCUGCGAGAGAAUAAGGCCGGAACGACCCAGGAACCCUAUCCAAAGACUCGUGUGGGGUCCGGGCUCUCAAUUUCAAGUCGGUCAAAUCGGCUUGGCCGAGGACGACGGCUCUAAUCCCCGAAUGGCUUUAAGAAGGUUCUUGAGAUUGUACGAGGGAAGGCAGUACCGAGAGGCGGCGGGUUUUCUCGCCAAGUUGCCGCACUACACCCUGAAGGCUACCCUGCCGGACAUUCCGGUCGACCUGUUGAUCGAAACGCUUCCCCACAGCUUGUCCCUGCUGGAAGCCCUCUACUCGAGGCUGCUCGAGUUGAACGUGAACGACGCGAAGAUGUUGAGGGUCGAGCAAGUCCUCUGGAGGAUCGUUCACCUGAUCUCGUUGAGCCAAGACCACUUCCGGUUGAGGAUAUGGUGCAAGUUGUUGGUCUCGUUGAACGGUUUGGCGCCGAACGCGGGGGGGAUGCUGGUCGCGAGGAAAAGGGCUUUGGAAAGGGCGGUGGAGGGUCUGGGCAAACACGGAUUGGUCGCGUCCUGUUUGGAAAAUGGCGGGGCCUCGAACCUCGUGCCCUUGCCCUUUGCCCUCAAGGAACAGCUCGAGAACAGAAUCGAGGCGUACAAGCUGGCCGUGCACAAGAUCGAGAGCUUUGGAAAGCAGCCGAGAACUCACAGAGCGGAUCAAGGCGUACAAGCGGCAUCUCACCAGCGGCAACUUUCGCUCAAGUACAGCGAGAUCCAGCAGAGAUUGAUCGAUAAUCAGAGUUUGUUGAACACGUUGGAGAAAGCCGGGGACCCGACAAGCCUCGAAAGUCUGUUAUCCGAGCUGAAACGGAGGGUCGAGCAGGACAAGGAAGCUCUCAGACAAUGGACGGCUUUGAGGAGAUCCACUCAAGGUGGUGGGAACGCGAAGAAUCCACCGCUGGCCGCCACACUGUUGCAGUUCUCCAGGGGUUGCGAACUCGCCCUCGAGUUGAUGAGCGAGAACAACCCACAGGGAUUGGAGGGGGGCGAGGAUUACGAGGAGGAAUCGAGCAGCAGCGCCGGUUAUCACACGGACGAGAGUUGCAGCCUUACGCCGGAACCGGCGCUCCCGCUGAUUGCGGGCGGGGGUGGGGGCAAUUUUUCGGCCGCGGAACGGCUGGCCGAGAUGUACUCGGCCCUCUACGACCACGCGCAUUUGCACACGUUGGACGCGCUGGACGCCCUCCAACCCCUCGACGACGCCCCCGAUUUGAAAGCAAAGAUACUGUAUUCGGUGGUGGUGCUCUCGUGGCGGUUGGCGGGCAUGAUUCAGACGUCGAGGUAUCUGGAAGCGGUGAAAAUUCUAAACGGUACCUCGACCACUGCGCAAACGACACCGGAGCUUGAAGAAUGCGUGAAGCGGCAAUUGGCGACUUCCGGCGCGCGAACCGGUUCCCGAGAGGUCGCGGAACAGGUGGUCACCCAGCUGGAGAGAACGCUCUACGACUUUCCUUGUCUACGAGGUUGCGCCGAGGUGAAGAAUUACGCGUGCGCCUGUUCCAGUUUGGCCUGGGCCUGUUUGGCGCGUGUCACGCCUCUGGUACUCGACGUGGCGCAAGCGUUCGAGUUCAGGCGAGACGUUCAUCUAAGGCAUCACGCGUCCCCAAACCCGAACGGAAUCAGAAUCAAGACGGUUCUGUGGCCCGGUUUGAGGGAAGGCUGCCAAGGGCCCUGCCUUCGCAAGGCGGUUGUCCUUACGUCGUAAAUACUCUCCCUUUCCCUCUUGAAUCGCGCGGCGAACAGAGAUGGAAGAGGAAGUGCACACGCGCGACGCGACUACGCCAUUGGCUGCUCCAAUUUCCACGCGUGCCUCGUCGCAGUCUUGAAUUUCCCAAGGGGAACUGGAAUUACAUUUGUACUCCGUCUUAUGUAACAGAAACGCGUCGCACUCUUUAUCCGCGAAAUAGGAUUUUAGCGUAAGACGACGUGAUGAGAUUCUUUGAUGCGAAGCAACAAACCUCGGUCGCCGAACAACAUUUUUCCAAACAACAGUUUCAAUUUCGUAUACACGUAUACGAAAUAUCUUAAAUUUUUGAAAACGCGUCAACCGACGCUGUAAAUUUUACGAGAAAAAUAUUUAUAUUGAAAUCUAGCGAAAAAAGUUAAUAAUUACGUGGUUAGAAAGAAUACAGAGCACGCGAGAAAAGAACUCGUAAGUAAAGUUUGAGAAUCGGAACUUUAUAUCGCGUAGCCGAACGAAUCAUUUCGCGAAUUAAAAAGUUUUCACGAAAAAGUUUUCUCGCGGCAGAUGCUUUCCGCUUGAAAGAAAUCGUGAUGAUUGCCUCUCCGAGUCGAGAGAUAGUUUAUGUUAGACGAGUAGUAGCUCGUCGGAUGCUUCAGAAAUAUCGAUGCGUCGAGAUGGUUGCGGAGAGACGGCGAAACUCUACAAUUCGCCCUCUACAAUUUACAAUUCUCGAUGCGAACCGGACACGAUAUUAUUCCGUUGAUCCAAUUAUUGUCGUUGAUCCAAUACUGGGGAAAAUUGAAGAAAAAUUGUCUCUCUUUCGCAUCCUUAUUCGAAUGGAAGUUGAUUCUUUUCAAGUUCAACUUCCUUUAAAUUCGAAAUCACUCUCGAUACCUUAGAUUUAACCUUACGGUACGAUAAUCUAAGAUUUGCUUAAAUAUACUUACGCGAGGCUUGAACGUGUAUAAUGUUUCCUCGAUAACAUAGUUAAUGGUUUGCUUUCUUAAUCACCAUAUUAUCAUUGUUUGAACUUAA